AGUUCAGUGAACAAGUGCCAAAUCUUGGGGGGAAGAUGAGCCCGUUCUUCUCAUAGAUCACCCAAAACUAGCAGAGAUUCCUGUCGCUGUGCCGCGUCGUGCGUCGGCGCUUCGCCUCGUCGCCGUGGUUGCCUCUUUCUUGGUGCCAUCGCCGCCGACAAUCCGACAUGGUCGCUCUCGCCGCCGCAUCAGCCUGUCUGUGCCGAUUUCACCUUCCGCAUCUCUACGUCCGUCUCCUUCAUCACCGAUCGCCGCUGGGGAUCCGGGGUCUCGCCGAGGAAGCCCCGCCGCCGCGCCAAUAAGAACUGGGACCCAAAAAAGGAGGCGAUCCAAAGUAGGGGGUCUUAUGAAACAUUUUAGGGUUCGUUUUGCAAAUUAGGGGUCUAUUUGCAAAAACAGAAGGGGUGUGGUCUAAAGAACUCACUCGCCGGAUUUCACUGAUUCUCACCGGUCUCUUCCUCCGCCGCCGCCAUGCCGCACCUCGUUCGCGAGCGGCUCUACUUCGGCGACAUCAAAGAUGCCAUCGCCGCCCUCACGGAUUCCUCCUCCACCCCGACCUUCACCCACGUCCUCUCGGUCGUCAGCUCCGCCUCCAUCUCCUUCAUCACCGACUGCCGCCCGGGCCUCGCCAUCCCCACCGAGGAGGUCCGCCGCGUCGUCGCCGGCGAGGAGGGCGCGCCACCGACAGCUGCGGUGCCCCCCGGGACGCUGAUGCGGGUGGUGGAGCGCGCUGGGGAAGGGCUGCGGGUCACGCGGAUGGCCGUGCCGCUACGGGAUACGGAGGAGGAGAACCUGCUCGACCACCUCGAGCCCUGCCUUGACUUCAUCGAUGAUGGCAGGAAGGUGGGGAAUGUCCUCGUCCAUUGCUUUGCCGGGGUAUCUAGGAGUGCUUCCAUCAUUGUUGCUUAUCUCAUGAGAUCAGAGCAGAAACCUCUGGAAGAAGCAUUAGAAUCUUUGAAGGAAAUUUCUGAGUUGGCAUGCCCGAAUGAUGGUUUUCUUGACCAGUUGAAAUUGUUUGAAGAAAUGGGCUUCAAAGUCGAUACUUCAAGUCCUUUGUACAAGAGAUUCCGCUUAAAAUUAUUAGGUCAAUCCUACAAAUUUGGGGAGAAAAUAGGCAGCUAUAUGUUUGAAGAUGACCCUGGCCUUUCUCCACUACCUGGCUCUUGUCAAGAUCCUUCAAAGACAGGGCAACAUAAAACUGCUUACCGCUGCAGGAAAUGCAGGAGAAUUAUUGCUGUGGAGGACAAUGUUAUAAGUCAUCUUCCUGGUGAAGGCGAAUCUUGCUUUGACUGGAACCGAAGGAAGAGUGGUCAUUCAUACAGCAACAAAGAACAAGAUUGCUCGUCUUUAUUUAUCGAGCCUCUGAAAUGGAUGACUCCAGUCGAAGAGGGUGCUUUGGAGGGGAAGCUAUCAUGCAUCCACUGCGGAGCUCGGUUAGGAUACUUCAACUGGUCAGGAAUCCAGUGCAACUGUGGCAGCUGGGUUACUCCUGCCUUCCAAAUUGUUAAGAGCAAAGUUGAUAUCAGCACCAUCUAGACAUUGGGAACGGCCUGCAGAGCGACCAAACCAUUGGUGAAGUUUGAGGGAUAAUGAGGAGUGUGACAAUACUGGCACCUUGCUGAUGGUGGCUUCGGCUUAAGGUUUGGUGUACAAUAUAUUCACAUACAUAUAGUGAAGCAAUAGCAUGUUAUCAGAAGCUGUGUGCAGCAAAGAUUGUACAAAAUUACGCAUUUGAUGUUGUAGCAACAGAUUUUGCUGUGAGAGACAGUCGUCUGUAGGCUGGAAAUGGACCGAAUCAUAUUGUGCAGAGAAAGGCACAUCAGUAUCUGUAAUCUUUCAGUGAACUCAAACUCCACGGAUGUUUUUGACUUUUUUUCCAUUCUUUUUUCAAGGCGCAGAUGUAUCUUAAGGUUCAAACUUUUGUGAUAUGCGAUCAACUAAUCUAUGAAGAUUCAAACAGUUUCCAGUU
This is a messenger RNA of Setaria italica (foxtail millet), 1969 nucleotides long. RefSeq names its product dual specificity protein phosphatase 12. NCBI's taxonomy places the organism in Eukaryota, Viridiplantae, Streptophyta, Magnoliopsida, Poales, Poaceae. The record is from RefSeq and is a predicted model, not a curated record. The coding region runs from base 472 to 1536 and encodes 354 amino acids. Gene Ontology annotation, biological process: protein dephosphorylation. Gene Ontology annotation, molecular function: protein tyrosine/serine/threonine phosphatase activity. The transcript is spliced from 6 exons.